Molecule: messenger RNA, 1622 nt
Organism: Hevea brasiliensis (rubber tree)
Lineage: Eukaryota; Viridiplantae; Streptophyta; Magnoliopsida; Malpighiales; Euphorbiaceae
Product: transcription factor MYB118-like
Exons: 3
Coding region: 66-1451 (461 amino acids)
Biological process (GO): regulation of DNA-templated transcription
Cellular component (GO): nucleus
Molecular function (GO): RNA polymerase II cis-regulatory region sequence-specific DNA binding; DNA-binding transcription factor activity, RNA polymerase II-specific
Source: RefSeq, a predicted model, not a curated record
UACAUUAAGCCUCCCUUCCUUUCUUGUUCUCUCUCUCUCUCUCUCUCUCUCUCUCUCUGUGCUGCAUGGAGCUUGACAGAAAGUUGAGAGAGGAAUUCCCUUACCUUUCAAGCCUUCUCUCUGAAUAUCCCUUGAAACAAGAGAUAGCAAGUGUGUUUUCCUCCCAUGAAGCUCCUCUCUCUUCUAAUAAAGGAUUGUUUCACAGUAUUCACCAUCUUGAUCAUCAUAAUCACCACCUGCCCAUUAAUGGUCCAUCACUUUUCAAUUCUCAGUACCAUCUUGAUCAUACCAUUGAAGGGUCCUCAAAGAAUCCCUUUGUAGGGAUUUCAGCGACAUGCAUCGAUCCUUUGGAGCCUUUCACAAAUGGGUUCUCUAAUGAUCUCACUGCUUUUGUAUCUGCAGCUUUGUUGCCAGUCAAUGGUGGAGAAUCUGGAGAUGAUCAUAGGCUCUUGCGUGGAAGUUUAGAGAGAAGACCUUUUGGGGAUCAUAAUCCUCAAAAAAUUGAUGAAACUACUGAUCUAUUGGAUCAAAAGUUCACAUAUCAUCAUCAGUCUCUAAAUUUUGAAGAAAUGGGUUCGAUGAAUCUUGCCAAGGUACCAGAUGAGGUCUCAUGCAUUACUGCAGAUAAUGGGUAUAACAAGAAAACUGAUCACAGGAAAGAUAAAAGGUUUCAGAUUAAAAAAGAAGGAAAAAUUCAUAAGAAAUCCCACAUAAUCAAAGGCCAAUGGACUCCUCAAGAAGACAGAGUAUUAGUGCACUUGGUGAAACAAAAUGGAAUAAAGAAAUGGUCUCAGAUUGCUAAGAUGCUGGAAGGAAGGGUAGGGAAACAGUGCAGAGAGAGAUGGCACAAUCAUUUGAGGCCAGACAUCAAGAAAGAUGCUUGGACUGAAGAAGAAGACGAAAUCCUAAUUGAAGCCCACAAAGAAAUAGGAAACAGAUGGGCUGAAAUAGCCAAAAGAUUACCUGGAAGAACAGAAAACACCAUCAAGAACCACUGGAAUGCAACCAAGAGAAGGCAAUUUUCCAGGCGAAAAGGGAAGGACCCAAACUCAAAACCCACCCUCUUGCAGAGCUACAUCAAGAAUCUAACUUCUUCUUCAACUGCUUAUCAUCAUCCGGAUAACAGGAAUCCACGGGAUGAUCAUCACAAGGAGAUCUCGGUUUCCUUCUCAGCUGAUCAUCAUCACCUGAUGAGAGUCCCAUCAUCAUUAACGCAUUGUGAUGAUAAUGAGGGAUCAAAUAAGUUUUGUGUGGACGCAAACUUAUUGUUUAGUGAUAGUUAUGGGUUUGUGUCGUCCUCGCUUGAUGAAAUUCCCUGUGCUUCUGUGGUUGAUGAGAGCAAUAUGGUGUACGACAUGUCUUUAGAAUUGUAUAGUCUGAUGAAGGGUACUACUACUCAAGCAAAGGAGGAGAUGGAUUUGCUAGAGAUGAUCACCCAACGAAGCCAUUAAUAAAUUAAGUCCUUGUGGUGCCUCCAUGCAUGCAGUGGUGUAGCUAGAAUUGGCUUCAAGCAGUACUUGGUAUAUAUAUAUAUAUUUUCCUUUUUUAAAUUAAUGCUUUUCGUGCUUGCUGGUUUUAAUUUCUGCUUUUUAUAUAUAAAGAAUGUUUCUCGGAUUUCUAAA